This is a messenger RNA of Symbiodinium necroappetens, 946 nucleotides long. NCBI's taxonomy places the organism in Eukaryota, Dinophyceae, Suessiales, Symbiodiniaceae. The record is from the annotation of a GenBank genome assembly.
GCUUUGGGGUGACAACUGGAACGGCUGGUAUGCAGAUUUCUUCCAGCCCAGCCUCAGCCUGUUGUCAGCCGCUCCGUGGAUUUUUCUUCGGGGCAACCACGAGCGGUGUGGGCGGGGUGGCAAUGGCUUUUUUCUGCUGCUCGACCCCCGGCCCUAUCCGGAGAUGAUUGGUGGGGAGUAUUGCCAGGACUACACGGAUCCCUAUGCCAUUACUUUUGCCGACGCGCAGUUUGUUAUCCUGGACACUGCCAUGGUUGAUGAUGUCAAAACAGAUGACAAGUGUCCCGAAAGUCCCACAGGAAACAUCGGGACGUUGAACCGUUUGGAUGAUCCGAAUCAGAGUCUGACAAAGGCUGAGAUUCUGGAGCAGGUGAAGAUCUACCGCCGUCAUUUUGAGGAGUCGGAGAAGCUGAGGACGCCGGGGAGGACACACUUCUUAAUCAGCCACCAUCCCAUCUUUGGCUUCGUUUGCCACCAGGGCAAGUUCUUCGCCAUUGAGUGGACAUUGCAGCAGGCGCUCAGCAACAACACCUACAAGGAUAUCUCCGCCUCCAUCCAUGGCCAUGUCCACAUGUUCCAAGCCUUCAAAGUCGAUGGAUUGCCGUUGCAUCUGAUCGUGGGCAACGGCGGAAGCAGACUGCAGCCGUAUCUCGGCAAGUCUCACGGGCCGGUAGGCUUGGACCUGGUGCUGCCGCCGCCUUUUGAGGGUGCCCGGCUUGCGACCUCCGCAUACUGCAACAGCACCUUUGGGUACAACCUGAUGGAUGCAGACCUCAAUGACGGCUUCUCCUUCAAGGCCCUGCGCCUGGAAGGACCAAGACGUGCCGAGAAGCGGGGAGGCCGUUUGGAUGCCGAGGAGCUGAUGUGGAACACCACCAUUCCGUCCCUGGCUGCGCUCAGCAAAUCCCGGUCUCUUCGGGCACUCGACGCGCCAAUCCUGAUCUGA